UUAUUUUGGUAAAUUAAAUUAAAUACAAAAUGACAUGUGAUGACACCACCGAGGCCCUCGUGGCCCACAUGUGUGAGCUGGUGCAGUUCUACAUGCUGCCGGAGUUGAAGGAAGAUCUGGACAGCAUCCCACUGGAGGCGUCGCAAUUCGAGAGCUACCACUCUCUGCUCAUCCAGGAUCUGCCCAAGCUGUACGAUUUGGUGCAGGAGUUCCUCCAGAAGAGUGGCGAUGGAGGCCACGAAGAGAUGAGAGUCAAUCUCCUCCUGCUGAUUUGCGAAUUGACAGCGUCUCCAACUAUUUACCAACUGAAGGAUGGUAAUCUCUUGAGGAACGCCAACGAGUUGGCCAAGAAGCUAUCUUCCAACUGGUGGCAGUCCACGGAUGUGCAGGUGCUGAAGUAUUACGAGAAAAAGCUGCACAGGGAUUGCUGGAAGAAACAACUGGGAGCUGUGCAUGGUUUCGGUAGAUAUCUGGAGUUACGUUAUGGGGAUAAAUCCAGAAUGCCCACCCGAAUGCUGGCCUUUGCCCUGUCCGUGGGUCUCAAUGUGCGGGAAUGCUACGAUCCCAUCUACAAACAACUGGGCGUCAAGAUCUUCUCAGUGAUGCUGAAAUAUAGCGACCCCAAAGAUAUUCAGGAGCUGAAUGUGCACAGCGUGAUAUAUGACCAUGCCCUCAAGGAUGCCUACAACAUGGAAUCCAUUGAAGCCAUCGAUUCCGUUUGGAACUGCAUGUAUUUGUGCCUGGAUCACUUUGUAGAUCUGGAUGCCUUUACGUGGAACCAAUGCGACGACAUGCUGGACCGCCUCAUCCAGAAUGUGACGAUGGCCUCUAGCCCGAAAAUAUCCAUCUGCCUGCUGCAGUUCAUCACACGACUGGGCUUCUACUUCACCAUCAAUCGCAGUGGCGUGGAAGCUGCUCUGGCCACGGAUAUAAGUCAGUCAGAAAAGCUGGCGGCAUGUCGGGAAGAGUGCCUUGCUCUGAACGCCAGCACCAGCUUUCGUUGGGCCAAGGCCAUCCUGCAAAUGCUUGUCCUGGAGUCGGAUAAACUCCUCCAAGGCGUGGAGGUUUGCACCGAGCUGCUGGAACAGAUGCUGAAAUGCUACCUGGUGUGCAUCCUGCCCAUUCCCCUGCAGGCAUUGCAUCCUCAUCUCUCGGAAUUUUAUGGAAAGUUUGUGGCUGUGCUAAUGGAGUGUCUGGUGACCCAUGAGAGGGCGCCGCCAGUUCUAAAGCUCGUUUUGCGAUUCACCGAGCUCUUUACCUUUCAACUGGAAAACUGUUCAGCCCAAAAAUUACCUGCAGAUUUAGCCGAAUUCCCGGAGGCUCUAAAAAUUAUACAUAGCAAGAUUUUUGAAUAAAUAUCGGUGUUCUUUAUGACAA
This is a messenger RNA of Drosophila takahashii, 1377 nucleotides long. RefSeq lists its product as uncharacterized. NCBI's taxonomy places the organism in Eukaryota, Metazoa, Arthropoda, Insecta, Diptera, Drosophilidae. The record is from RefSeq and is a predicted model, not a curated record.